This is a messenger RNA of Suillus bovinus, 1585 nucleotides long. RefSeq names its product FYVE zinc finger-domain-containing protein. The record is from RefSeq and is a predicted model, not a curated record. NCBI's taxonomy places the organism in Eukaryota, Fungi, Basidiomycota, Agaricomycetes, Boletales, Suillaceae. Bases 252 to 1250 code for a protein of 332 amino acids. Gene Ontology annotation, molecular function: metal ion binding. The transcript has 5 exons.
AAUCCUCCAAUGACAAGAAGCCCGUCGAGCGGCCUCGGGCGGCUCUAGCAAAGGUUGUUGCAAGGGUCGGCUAAUUACAACAUACUAGAAAAGUCCAAUUUUUGAAAUAGUGCCGGUUGCAAUAACGGUCUCCCAAAUAUUCCCACGACAAUGAUGGGGAUUCGAUAUAACUUGUAGCAACGGAAGACAUAAACUCGGUGUUGCGGCCUGCACGCUUGACACUUAUUUUCUUCACCACAGUUUCUUCCGCUAUGUCUGUUCUUCAAGUUGCUACUGUACUGGCCAACCUUGCUGCCAAAGCACAAUCUACGAUGGCCUACGCUGGCUCAUUAACUUCUAAUGAGUCAGAAUGCUCCUCUGACGCAUCCUCUCUAGCCGAAGGCUCUUCCCCAACAUCAGACUCCCGCCUCUAUCUCGCCUUGCCCCCACGCACCAAUGAGCAUCUGGCAGUCUUAUUGCCAAGGAGUCUCUGGAAGCCUGAUUCUCUCGCUAAUACAUGUGACAAUUUUUAUUGCCACAUCAAGUUCUCGGUCCUUGAACGGCGUCAUCAUUGCAGAAAGUGCGGUGGCGUUUUUUGCCACCAGUGCACCACCCGUUCGACACAUUUACUUGACGUUUCCAAUCUUGAUUUCCUUCAUCCUCCGCGGAACGUGCCUAUCUCCAAUUACGAUAGUCCAACGUCACCAGUUCUCGUGAAGAAGGUCUGCGAUGACUGUUGGGACCAGAUCCAUGGCUGUAAUUCGCCUCGCACUCCAGACCGUACCCCAUCCACUCCUAUGCUUGUCAAGUCUCCGGUAGAUUCUAGAGCUCCUUCUCCCAAUUCGUCUGUUUGUGCAUCUCCUGUGGACAGCCCAGCACCCCCCUCUCGACCGGUUCGUGUUGUCCGAAGUUCAUCUCAUUUCAGCCCCGGACAUAUUCCAUUACCCACUUCUAUCUUAUCUCCUACUGAAUUUGAGGUCCCACAACCAUCAUACGGCGAACUAGACGCAUACCCGCUACGGAGGUCUAGCAUCAUUUGUAAAGCAACAGGCGGCGGUCGCUGGGAACCCAAACAUUCACCUCCGAAGAUCGGUAUCCGGAUACCUGGAUACAAGGCACCAUACGAAAUUGAAAUGGAACGAGAAGAACAAGAAGAACGCCGUCGCUGUCAGAAUCCUGUUGUGCGAGAUGGAGACUUUCAAUAUCGAUUCCGGCAGGACCGGGUCGCGGCUAGUCUUGCCCGCACUGCUUUGUGUUUUUCCACUUUCUAGGUUGUCUGUUUUUGUUACCGAUGUGUAUAUCGCGUCAGCUGUGUUCCUUCAUCGUGCAUAAUUGUUUCCUUUUGUUUAUACGUAAUCUUAUGGUUCAUUUCUCCAUACUAACCUACUUGUUGUUUAUUUAUCAUAUCGCCCGUCUAUAUCUCACUGCAUCUACGAUACCAUUGCUUGAUUGAUACACUAUACAUACAAUUUGUAUACACUCUUGCUAUUCAUUCGAUUUAUCACUAAGUAUUCCCCUAGGGAGUCCGUGCGCAUCUAAGUAAAGCUUUCCUGGAAUUUCCUUUCUUGGAAUUACACUUGGAGAAUUUUACAACUUUUAAAUAGAA